Molecule: messenger RNA, 3285 nt
Organism: Amphibalanus amphitrite
Lineage: Eukaryota; Metazoa; Arthropoda; Thecostraca; Balanomorpha; Balanidae
Exons: 2
Coding region: 1-3285 (1094 amino acids)
Biological process (GO): DNA integration
Molecular function (GO): nucleic acid binding
Source: RefSeq, a predicted model, not a curated record
AUGCUUAAGGAAGAAAAGCUGACUCUAACCAAAGCCAUCUCUAUAUGGUCGACAGAUGCCACUGUUCGAGAGCAAGCUCGGAAGAUGGAAGUGUCAGAGGAAGGAGCAUCAAGGAAAGAUGAAAAGGUGAACAAGGUCAACUGGAAGCAGGCAGAAAGAAAGCCAAAGAAGGAUGAAGCUGUGAGAGGGCAGCAAAACCAGAUGAAAAAUGCAAGAGGGCACAAGAUCCCUGUGCUGGGUGUCACUGAUGCAGAAGUAGUGUACCAAGGAAACAAGAAGGAACUGGAAGUGCAUGUGGUGGAAGGAGAUGGACCUCCACUACUGGGACGUAACUGGCUGAAAGAAAUCAGACUGGACUGGGAACAGCUGGUGGGAAGUAUGCAAUCUCAGAAGACAAUGCGUUGGAAGCUGGAAGAUGUUCUGCAGAGGAAUGAAGAGCUGUUUGAUGGUACGCUGGGUCAGAUGAAGAACACUGAAGCUCAUCUAGAGCUGAAAGAAGAUGCCAAACCAGUGUUCCAGCCACCACGACCUGUGCCAUAUGGUCUCGCGGACAAAGUGAAGCAAGAGUUGUCAAAAUGGGUGGAACUUGGAGUGACAAAAGAACUGACGUCAGAGGAUGCAACGCCGAAGUGGGCCACGCCUCUCGUAGUCGUGCCAAAGCCGGACGGAUCAGUAAGGCUCUGUGGAGAUUUCAAGGUAACGCUGAACCCAAACCUGGAAGUGCCGAAGCACCCGCUGCCGAAGAUGGAGGACAUUUUUGCAACAGUGGGACAGGUUCGAUACAUCUCAGUGAUUGACCUCUCCCAAGCGUAUCUGCAGAUGCCCCUCAGCACAGAAAGCCAGGAGUACUGUGUUCUCAACACACCAUGGGGGAUGCACCGUAUGCUGCGACUACCAUACGGGGUGAAGUCAAGUCCAAUGCUCUUCCAGAGGGAAAUGGACAGAAUCCUCAAGAAUGUGCCUGGAGUGAAGUGUCUGUUGGAUGAUAUGCUCAUCACAGGAAGAACUGAAGAAGAAGCACUGAAGCGACUGGACGAAGUGAUGCAGAUCAUGAAGUCACACGGUCUGCGUCUGAAAAAGGAGAAAUGUCAGUUUCUGACAAAGGAAGUCCGGUACCUAGGGCUCAGGCUAGGAGCCGAGGGCAUCAGAACAGAUCCAGAACGUGUGAAAGCCGUGCUGAACGCAAGAGCACCCACCAACCAGAAAGAAGUUCGUGAGUUUCUCGGUGCUGUCACGUUCUACAACCGCUUCCUGAAGAACCUCUCGAAGACAGCAAGGCCGUUGAAUGAACUCCUGAAGAAAGACAGCGAAUGGAAGUGGACUGCAGAGUGUGAAGCCAGCUUCAACAGCAUCAAGAGACAGCUGUCAUCAACGGAAGUGCUGCGUCAUUUCGACGUGACGGAGCAGGUGACGGUGAUCACGGACGCUAGUCCAGAAGGACUAGGCGCCGUACUCGUUCAAGGGAAGGAUGAGCGGCCGAUCAUGUACGUGUCAAGAUCGCUGAGUGAACACGAGCGGAAAUACUCUCAGAUAGAAAGGGAAGGACUCUGUGUAGUCUGGGCAUUUCAGCGACUGAAGCAGUUCCUGUACGGGCGCCAUUUCAAGCUCGUAACGGACAACAAGCCGCUAGCUCACGUCUUUGGACCUAAGGCGCCGCUGCCGACGUUGGCUGCCUCACGGAUCCAGAGAUGGGCGAUGAAGUUGGCGGAGUACGAUUUCUCUGUGGAAGUCAGGAAGUCGGAACAGAUUCCAGUAGCUGAUUGGCUCUCACGUCUACCGAGAGAAGGCUCAGUGCUGAAGUCAGAAGCACCAGAAGACGAGUGCACUGUCUGUCUGAUCGGACAACUGGAGUCGCUAAGUCCGGUGACGGCCGCAGCGAUUCAACGAGAGACGGCCAGAAGCCCAAUCCUGGCGAAGGUGAUGCACUUCGUGCACAAUGGCUGGUCAGAAGCCGUAAAUGAAGAGCUACAACCAUUCAAGAUGAGGCAAACCGAACUGACCGUGGAGCGCGGAUGUCUAAUGUGGGGAUGUCGCGUCGUGGUUCCGCCGAACCUGAGAUCCAGAGUGCUGAGCGAGCUGCAUGCCGGACAUCAAGGAAUGGUGAAGAUGAAGCAGCUCGGAAGGAUGCACGUCUGGUGGCCGAACAUGGACAAGCAGAUCGAGGCGGAAGUCCGGAACUGCGAAGGCUGCUGGCAAAAGCGAGCAGAGCCACCAAGCGGAGAUCUCCACCCAUGGGAGUAUGCCAAGGGACCCUGGCAACGGAUACAUCUAGAUUUCGCUGGUCCUGUGGAAGGUAGAUUCUACGUGGUUGUCAUCGACAGCUACUCGAAGUGGAUGGAAAUCGCUCCAAUGAAGACCAUCACAACAGAGAAGACGAUUGAAUACCUGCUGAACCUGUUCGCUAGGUGGGGACUGCCUCACCAACUGGUCACGGAUAAUGGUCCACAACUCGUCAGCAAGGACUUCGAAGGGUUCUUGGAGAGGAACGGAAUCAAGCACAGUGUCACAGCGCCGUACAAGCCGUCCACUAACGGAGCUGCGGAAAGAGCAGUGGGUUGUCUGAAGAACCUGCUGAAGGCCUCAAAAGGCAAGAAGGUCAACAUCCCGAACUUCCUGAUGGCGUACCGCAGUACGCCACAAGCGUCAACAGGACGUACACCGGCGGAGUUGAUGCUGGGCAGGCCGCUACGAAACCGCCUGGACCUCCUGAAGCCCAACCUCGCAAGUGAAGUUCGAGAGAAGCAACAGGAACAAGUAGAAAGAUCACAGAAGGGAACCGACAGAACGCUCGAAGUCGGCGAAUCAGUCCUGGUCCGCGACUACCGAGGUGCACAGAAAUGGAGGGAGGGAGACGUCAUCGAACGACAAGGCAGUAAACACUACCUAGUCCAAGUGCAAGACGAAGUGUGGCGUCGACACAUCGAUCAGAUUGUCUGUCUGCCAGGUGUCCGACCUCCAGUGACUAAUCUGCGGCAGGAGAUCAAUCCGUCUGAGCACUGCAAUCUCCCAGCGCAAGACGCACCAGCGGUGCAGCGGGAACAUGGACCGCCACUGCAUAGCGCUGUGGAACAGUCGGUAACUUCAACCGGUAACCGCGGGCUCGUGCUGGAGGAAGAUGGGAUCGCUGCAACACAGUCACCUGAAGCAGCGUCAGCAGCGAAGGCGAACACUGAACAAGAGACUGUAGGUCCUAGGGCACGUCCAGCGGACGUCAUCCGGAAGACCCCAGAACUGCGCACUCAUCCCCAGCGUGAGCGUAAACCUGUAGUGCGCAUGAACCUGUAA